AUGUUUUCCCUUCCUUCCCUGUUGGCUGUUGCAGGUGCAGGGACGGAGACAGAGAGGAGGGCCAUGAGCGGAAUACUGAAGAGGAGGUUUGAGGAGGUGGAGGCGUCCUCCUCACCAUGCUCCUCCUUGAGGGAGUCUGAUGACGAGGUCUCCUGCAGCGAAAGCGGGGACAGCAGUGACAGUGUCAACCCCUCAGCAUCGGGCACCUUCACCCGUGAGUCACCUGGCUCCAACACACACAUGCAAGCGCAAGCACAAACACAUGCAUUUACGCACACAGACACGCACAGACACACACUGCUCUCUCUCCCUACACGAAACAGUCAACGAAACAGUCGAAACACUCAUCGAUAUGCUCAACACUGACACAGUCUCAAAAGAACAAACAAAUAGCAUAUUGUACUUUAGUGAAAGAGACAAUCGUUUUUAAUGAAGCAUGUGUCACUCAGAUGUUACUUCUCCAUCAUAAUGUUGCUUUUGUAAUGGAUGUUAGGAAACAUAUCGUCAAUAACACCUUGUGAUGACUGUUAUUCUGAGUUCUGAAGCACAAAAACAACCCACGGCUAGUAGGAAUAUAAUCCAGAUAACACAGUUGAAGAGGAAAUAAAAACAGCUGCAUCAAUGUGUGUGCUUUAACCCUAAAAGCGCCAACAUAUUUGUUGCUUAAAAGCGCCAAAGGGGGUCAAUUUUGACACUCUCUGUCAAGCGGUGACACUUUAGAUUUUAUUAGCUUUUUGUAACACAAGUAAAUGGUUUAAUUUCCCCAAAAUAAGCAUUUAUUUAAAAAAUGUUUCACAAUUAUAUUCAAAUUUGAUGUUUGAAAAUAUGUUUUUGUACGUUUACCAUGCUAUGAACAGAUUUGUAUCCAUUUCUUUCAUAGCCACCUGUUAUGAACAUUUGUCAUUUAUUAAUUCAUAGUGUUGUCUUUCUGUGAUACUCAGAGGCUGAGAAAUUGGUGAUUGAGCUAAUCUGACAUACCGGCAGGACCUAAAAUGGCCACCAUUAUGGGCAAUAUAUGGGCCUAUUGACUUUUUUAUAUAGUGGCUGCCGCGGCCCCCAGGGGCAAAAUCUGGGGUGGCUCCAUAUCUAUAUAUUUUUAGGGUACAUACACUAUAUAUACAAAAGUAUAUGGAUACCCCAUCAAAUUAGUGGAUUUGGCUAUUUCAGCCACACCCGUUGCUGACAGGUGUAUAAAAUUGAGCACACAGCCAUGCGAUCUCCAUAGACAAACAUUGGCAGUAGAAUAGCCUUACUGAAGAGCUCAGUGACUUUCAAUGUGGCACCGUCAUAGGAUGCCACCUUUCCAACAAGUCAGUUUGUCAAAUUUCUGCCCUGCUAGAGCUGCCCCGGUCAACUGUAAGUGCUGUUAUUGUGAAGUGGAAACAUCUAGGAGCAACAACGACUCAGCCGCAAAGUGGUAGGCCACACAAGCUCACAGAACGGGACCGCCGAGUAAUGAAGCGCGUAGCGUAUAAAAAUCGUCUGUCCUCUGGAGCAGUGGAAACGUGUUCUCUGGAGUGAUGAAUCACGCUUCACCAUCUGGCAGUCCGACGGACAAAUCUAGGUUUGCCAGGAGGACGCUACCUGCCCGAAUGCAUAGUGUCAACUGUAGAGUUUGGUGGAGGAGGAAUAAUGGUCUGGGGCUGUUUUUCAUGGUUCGGGCUAGGCCCCUUUGUUUCAGUAAAGGGAAAUCUUAACACUACAGCAUAUAAUGACAUUCCAGACGAUUCUGUGCUUCCAACUUAGUUGCAACGGUUUGGGGAAGGCCCUUUCCUGUUUCAGCAUGACAAUGCCCCCAUGCACAAAGCGAGGUCCAUACAGAAAUGGUUUGUCGAGAUCGGUGUGGAAGAACUUAACUGGCCUGCACAGAGCCCUGACCUCAACCCCAUCGAACACCUUUGGGAUGAAUUGGAACGCCGACUGCGAGCCAUGCCUAAUCGCCCAACAUCAGUACCCGACCUCACUAAUGCUCUUGUGGCUGAAUGGAAGCAAGUCCCCGCAACAAUGUUCCAACAUCUAGUGGAAAGCCUUUCUAGAAGAGUGGAGGCUGUUAUAGCAGCAAAGGGGGACCAACUCCAUAUUAAUGCCCUUGGUUAUGGAAUAAGAUGUUUGACGAGCAGGUGUCCAGAUACUUUUGGUCAUGUAGUGUAUGUCUACCUCUGUGGCAUAUUUGGUGCUUUUAUCACAACGUUUUCUACUGAGUCCACAUUUUCAGCUUAGCCUCGCACCACUAGUAUAGAAAUAUUACUAUUUUUCAUUCCUCCAUAUUAACACAGAAAUCCUGGUAAAUUGUGUUUUUUGUUGUUGUUGGUAACUAGCUGCUUGACAAAGUCCAAAUAUUUAUGAUGGAUAAAAAAAAGGGGGUUAGAAAUUAUGACAUUUUCUACCCCUUUGAGUCAAAAUUGACCCCUGUUGGUACUUUUAGGGUUAAAAGAGGAGAAAAAUGCAUUGUCUGAGCUGAACUAGUGUCUGUGUUCUCAGCUGAGUAACCAUAGGGAGGGCUAUUGGUGUGUCUGUCAGGCUCUCUAAGAAGCUCUGUCGAGUCAACCUGUUCUCUGUUCCAAAGCUGCUUAUUGGAAAGGCUACAGCCAGUUUGGCAGGCACCUCUGAUAAAAAAAGACCUGUGUAUUAGAUUACCUGUAUUUUUCUAUAAGCAGAUAUGAUGCUAUUGGUAGGCAACCUGGGGAAAAUUGGUGGAUGGUUCCUCAGGUGACAGAUCUAUGUUGUGUUUGGUGACAGAUGCAUACAGUAGCCCUUCCCUGGAUUGUUAUGGGUGUGAGUGACAGGGCUCCUCCCUGGGGUGUGUGUGUGUGUGCAUACGUGCUGGUUUAUGUGUGUAUGUGUGUGUGUGUGUGUGUGUGGACCAGGGACCAUGCAACACAACGCAUGGCUCCCCCAGCUUCUCCCCACUAAAGAGGUGCCACAAUGUGUCAGGCUUGCUGCUGACAUGUACAGUAGCAUUGUUUCCUGGAGAAUACAGUACAACCUGUCUUGGGUCACGUUAGAGUUGGAGAAAUAAUCCAGCUCCUCUCCUGGUGUGAUUGCUUUUAGUGGAGCAGUCUUGGAAUUGUGAGGUCUUUGAAAAGGGCUUCUAUGUAUUCUCAAAUAUAUAUUUUUAGACAUGGUUGUAGCAACCCUAAUAGAAAAUGGACAAGAAAUAGGAAGAAAUACAGAGAGAUAUCCAACAAUGUUUGGUAUUGCAAGCUUGAAAACCAUGUGGAUACCCAAAACCCUGAUAAACCUUUUUUCGAGACAAUAAAGCAAAAUUCCAAUCAUGAAGCCAAGACUGGCAACAUUGCCAUGUUGUUAAUGAAUGCAUUGUCCUUAUGGCACAGGGUGGAGAGCUGCUGGAACCAGAUGGUUCCCAUUUGUCCUGUUUGUCUGACCUCAGGUGAGCGCUUGGAAAGCUGUGCUCAACGACUCCAGAUCCAGGCCAGGAGGGGUAUUAUUUAUGCCCUCAGUCUUUGCUUUCCUUUUUCUCCCUCCCUCAAUCUUUCAUCCAUGUAUGAACAAGUAACCCUGCUUCCGCCAUUAUUUAUGUAUGAGUAGGCUAGCUAUCACUGCUUUUUAACGUUCCUUUCACCAUCCACUUCUUCUGUUGUCAUUUGGUCCUCUAGCUGAUUCCAUACUGAAGAGGGAGAAGCGUGUGAGGACGAGGAGGGUGCAUUUUGAGAAUGUGACGGUGUACUACUUCAGCCGGCGCCAGGGUUUCACCAGUGUGCCCAGUCAGGGAGGCAGUACUCUGGGCAUGUCCAACAGACACAGCUGUGUCAGGCAGUACUCCCUGGGAGAGUUUGCCCUGGAGCAGGAGAGGAUCCACAGAGACAUGCUCCGAGACCAUCUGAAGGAGGAAAAAAUCAACUCCAUAAAACUCAAGGUAUUAAAAGAAACGGAAGCUACUGAGCAAAUGAAAUGUACUGUACACAGGGAGAGGAGAUAAUGCAUCAUGAUAUACAGACGGUACUAGAUGUACAGUUGUGACAUAUCAUAUCCUUGUAUAAAUCCAGAACAUUGCAUGUUUUCAACGGCUGACUCUGUAUCCUCUUUCGAGAUGCAGCAUGUCAUUGGUUUCGGCUGGUUGCUUACUCUUCAAACCGGACUGAAUUUGAUCCCCUCUCGUUGGUUUUCAGCUGACUAAGAACGGUACAGUGGAGUCGGAGGAGGCCAACACACUCACGGCUGAGGACAUCUCUGACGAUGACAUUGAUCUGGACAACACCGAGGUGGACGAGUACUUCUUCCUCCAGCCCCUCACCACAAAGAAGCGCCGGGCUCUGCUGCGGACCUCGGGGGUGAAGAAGAUUGACGUGGAGGAGAAGCACGAGCUGCGGGCCAUCCGAUUGUCCAGGGAGGACUGUGGCUGCGACUGCAGAGUGUUCUGUGACCCAGAGACCUGUGCGUGCUGCGUAGCAGGAAUCAAGUGCCAGGUAAAUCCCUGGGUAGUCUGACCCAGACAUACUGACACUGAUGUAUCACUCUAUCCGCUCUGGAAAUAAGCCCCAUAUGCGGCCCUUAGCCUUGAGGCAAAUGCAUUUCAAUAGAAGGGUGAUUAAGUGAUCAAAUAUUUUUGACGCUGUAGAUGAAAGCACUGUAUUAUUGAAAAAGCACUGUAUCAUUUACAGUUGCUUAUCUGAUAUUGCCAAAUGAUUACAUUAAUUCAUCUAUUAUAUGCAAACUGCAGAAUAUAUGGUCAUAUAACCCAAUGUGGUCCAAUCUACAGGUAGACCGCAUGUCUUUUCCCUGUGGCUGUACCAAGGAGGGGUGUAGCAACGCGGCCGGCCGGGUGGAAUUUAACCCCAUCCGUGUACGGACCCACUUCCUGCACACCAUCAUGAAGCUAGAGCUGGAGAAGAGCGAGCAGCAGCAGGCCUCCCCUGCCAAUGGUUACCAUGGCGAAAGCAACGGCCACAGCCACGGCAACCCGCUGGUCCAGACCCAACACAGUCUGGAAUACUCUCUGUCAGACCCAACACUUCAACAGUCUGCCAUCAUGCACCUCCAGACACCUGACGACAUGGAAGAGCCUCUAGAUGAUGAAGAUGAGGAUGAGGAGGACGAAGAGGACAACAGCAGUUUAUGCAGCGGACUGUCUGAUACCAGCACUCAGAGCUUGGCUAACAGUGACUCUGAGGAAGAGGAGGAUGAUGAGGAGGAGAAGUCGAAGGACUUUGAGGAUGGUGUGGGCACACCACCUGUGUCCCACACAGAGGUUGUCCCCCUGUCCUCUGUGUUGUGUUACUCUGACGGCACCGUGCCACAGGACAACCACAUUGACAAGCAUAUGAAUGGAAACUCUUAUUUACUCAGCUCCCCAGCCAAGUAUUAUCAGCAGGAGAACCCCAGUGCUGUUGCUUCUGCCAAUGGGGCGGUCAGCCAACCCAGUGAAAUUUACGGAGAGGCCUUAUCAUUCCCACACCCAGUUAGCACUAGCAACGGGGCCAUGCCACAAGGACCAUUCAACAUGGCCGCCGACAUGGCAGAGCAGUACACAGACUACCCCCACCAGGCUGAGGAACAGUACACCAAUAAACACUUCACCCUGACCAACGGCAGAGCAGCAACCACUGCCAUGGGCUGCUGCACACCUGACCUGGAAAACAACAUGGUCCAAUCUAAAGGAACAUUCCCUGAGCAGCCUGGGGGCCUCUGCCAGAUGGAGUUCCACAACUACCUGAACAAUAAGAGUUCCCAGGAAGUCUACGGUAGUAAUGGGAAGUGUUUUGUGGCAGAGCAGCCAAAGGAAGUGUCUAAUGGUAAUGGUUUGUCUGAAGGGCCUUCUCUAGCCGACAGUACAAAGACCCCUGCAUUAGCAGAGAAUCUCCCCCAGGUCGCACCAGUUUAG
Molecule: messenger RNA, 5842 nt
Organism: Coregonus sp. 'balchen'
Lineage: Eukaryota; Metazoa; Chordata; Actinopteri; Salmoniformes; Salmonidae
Source: the annotation of a GenBank genome assembly